Messenger RNA from Malassezia globosa CBS 7966, 1827 nucleotides. RefSeq lists its product as uncharacterized. NCBI's taxonomy places the organism in Eukaryota, Fungi, Basidiomycota, Malasseziomycetes, Malasseziales, Malasseziaceae. The transcript has a single exon. The coding region runs from base 1 to 1827 and encodes 608 amino acids. Gene Ontology annotation, molecular function: metalloaminopeptidase activity. The record is from RefSeq and is a predicted model, not a curated record.
AUGGGAGCUGUUAGCACAGGUGUAGUGCGAACAGCGUCGCUCGUUGAGCAAUUGCGUAACCGCAUGCAAUCACACAACCUGCAUGCGUACAUUGUGCCGUCAGAGGACGAACAUGCUAGUGAGUAUCCCUCAGAUGCAGAUUUGUUGCGAGGGUAUAUAACUGGCUUUAACGGUUCUGCUGGAUGCGCCCUUGUAACGCAGAAAGAAGCGCUCCUUUUUACGGAUGGCCGCUACUUUCUCCAAGCUUCGCAGCAGCUUGAGCCAGGCGUUUGGACGCUUAUGCGUAUGGGCGAGCCGGGCGUGCCUUCGUGGGAUAAUUGGCUUGUAGAAAACAUGCCGGCAAAUUCACGCGUCGGCGUAGAUCCGAAACUCAUUAGUGCCGAAGACGCACACACACUAGAGGAAGCGCUCAAGCUUUCGUCAUCAGCACUCGUCCCACUUCACGACAAUUUGGUUGCUAGUGUGUGGCCAGACCGUCCUGCCCGGCCGCACGAGCCUAUCUUCCCACUACCUGAAUCCAUUACAGGACAGAGCGUUGCCACAAAACUGCAAGCAUUGCGGGAAGAAAUGCGGAAGCAGCAAGCGUCGGCCUUUGUCGCCACUAUGCUCGACGAAGUGGCAUGGCUCUUGAAUUUGCGUGGAAAUGAUGUACCGUUCAAUCCAGUGUUCUUUGCUUUUGCUAUUAUCACACAAGAUGCAUGUCACUUCUACGUGGAUGAGUCGCAGCUUUCUGAAGAUGCGCGGAGGCAUCUUGGAUCGCAGGUUACGGUUCGUCCAUACGCUUCGUUUUACACGGAUCUUGCGGCCCUGAAGCAGCGCGUUCUUAUUGGAAAGCGUGCAUCUUGGGCCGUGUAUGAUGCACUAGGUGCUGAAAACGCGCAUAUUGUGCGCUCUAUCCUCGUUGACCAAAAAAGCAUCAAAAACCCAGUCGAACUUGAUGGAUUUCGCGAAGCGCAUUUGCGUGAUGGACCAGCGCUUGUAUCAUUCUUUGCAUGGCUUGAAGCUAUGUUAACGACUGAGGGACAAGUCGUCUCAGAGACACACGCAGCGAAGCAGCUCACUGCGUUCCGCGAGCAGCAAGAGGAUUUCCGUGGUUUAAGCUUCCCUACGAUCUCGUCGACGGGACCGAACGGCGCCAUUAUUCAUUAUGCUCCACCGGAGGAAGGCAGUCCGCCUAUCGACCCGAACAACCUGUAUGUGUGCGACUCUGGCGCGCACUUCACGUUUGGUACGACAGACGUCACUCGAACGCUACACUUCGGUACACCAACUGCUGAGCAGCGACGUUGCUUCACGCGUGUGCUGCAGGGACACAUUGCCAUUGAUCAGCUUAUUUUCCCGACUCAUGUGACAGGCUAUGUGAUUGAUGCACUUGCGCGUGCACCGGGAUGGCGCGAUCAUCUUGAAUACCGUCAUGGAACUGGGCACGGUGUAGGCCACUUCUUGAAUGUACAUGAGCCACCUAUGGGGAUUGGCACGCGCCCCGUGUUCAAUGAGACGGGCCUUCAGCCCGGCAUGGUGCUAAGCAAUGAGCCGGGCUACUAUCUCGAUGGCCAUUGGGGUAUCCGAAUUGAGAACCUGGUAAUUGUGCAGCCCCAUUUCCUUUCGAAUGGUGCUGAGCCGCCGACUAGCAAAGGAUUUUUGCGGUUUGAGCGCCUAACAAUGUGUCCGAUUCAAACCCGACUGAUCGACACAGGCUUGCUCUCACCUGACGAGCGUGCAUGGAUCAAUGCCUACCACGAUGAAGUGCUGACGAAGCUGCGUCCUCGUGUUGAGAAGGAUGCGCGUGCAUUGAAGUGGCUUGAACGAGAGUGUGCGCAUAUAUAA